GGAUUAAAUGCCGGCGCUCUCUUGGAGAGUCUGCAAGCUCCCGACUGGAUGCUUAAGCUGGCAGGCGGCGCCGCUGGUACCUGGGCUUCGGCUUACCUCAUCUACAAGGUUUUCACCCCGCUGCGUUACCUCGUCACACUGUGGCUAACUCGGAUCAGUGUACACUAUUUGCGCGCUACUGGCCGUAUUUCACCGUUGGCGGAAAAGGAUCGCCUAAGGAACCUGGUCCGCGAAGGCACCGCUCUCACACGCAGCCAUCUAGGCGGACGUUUGAGGGCCUCUCGUCAGCGCACCGUUAAUCGCCUGCGCAGCAUGUCACCGCUCAAACGUCGGAACUGA
This is a messenger RNA of Dibothriocephalus latus, 339 nucleotides long. The record is from the annotation of a GenBank genome assembly. Lineage: Eukaryota; Metazoa; Platyhelminthes; Cestoda; Diphyllobothriidea; Diphyllobothriidae.